CUUAGUUAUUCUUGCCUACUUCACAGCGGUAAGUCGUAGGUUGAGAACGAGAUGUAAAUAAGCGGAUCUAACGGUCUAGAUAACCGCAGACCUCAUUAUUUACUAGACAACAACAACAUUUAGUCAGAAUGGUUUUGUUUACUUGUCUAACGGUGUUUUUGCUGAGCGCGUUGGUCGAGGGAGCAGAGAAGAAAGAGGGAGAUGACGAGUGGGUUCAUCUGCCUAAUAAAUGUGAAGUGUGUAAGUUCGUCAGUAUUGAGAUGAAGUCUGCCUUCGAGGAGACGGGCAACACCAAGGAAUUGAUCAAGAGGAACUACCGUUUCCUUGACGACAACAAGGGAGCUCCGCCAAUCAAAUAUGUCAAGUCAGAUAUCCGUUUCAUUGAGGUUGUGGAGAAUGUGUGUCAGAGGCUCUCUGGCUACAACCUACACAAGGAGAGGGAGGGCAGCAACCGCUUUGCCAAGGGUAUGUCAGAGACCUUCUCUACCCUCCAUGGUCUGGUCCAUAAGGGGGUAAAGGUCGUCAUGGAUAUCCCCUAUGAACUUUGGAACGAAACCUCCGCAGAGGUCGCUGACCUCAAGAAACAGUGUGAUGUGAUGGUAGAGAAGUAUGAGGAGGUUAUUGAGGACUGGUACAAAGGCAGUCAGGAGGAAGACCUCACCACGUACCUCUGUGAGAAACACGUUCUGAAGGGACAGGACACCGCCUGUCUGAAAGAGGAGUACUCCAAGAAGAAGGGAGACGCGGCAGCCAUCGCUGAGGAGAGGAAGAAGACAAAGAAGAAGGGAGGAGGAAAGACGAAGAGCAAAGACCUAGGAGGAGGAGGAGGAGGAGGAGGAGGGAGUGAGGGUGGCAGGCAGGAAGGAGAGAAGACGAUGAAGAAGAAGAAGAAAGAG
Coregonus clupeaformis (lake whitefish) is the source of this 896-nucleotide messenger RNA. RefSeq names its product protein canopy homolog 3. The transcript is spliced from 6 exons. Gene Ontology annotation, molecular function: signaling receptor binding. Gene Ontology annotation, cellular component: endomembrane system. NCBI's taxonomy places the organism in Eukaryota, Metazoa, Chordata, Actinopteri, Salmoniformes, Salmonidae. The annotation marks the transcript as partial. The record is from RefSeq and is a predicted model, not a curated record.